UCACGCUGCUCUAGUAGAAAAUUGCUGGGGAAAAAGAAAAACGCGAAAAAUGAAAACGCAAUACAGAAAAGCAAAAUUGAAGUGAAACAAAGUGCAAAAACGACGGAGCAAAAGAUUGCGUGCACACAAUUCCCGCGAGGACGACAACAAACCGACUAACUAACGCUAAUAAAAAGUAGCAACGCAGCAGGAGGAGAAGGAGCUAACCACGCCCCCCGCCGCCCCCCAGCGAGAGGUGCCCCGCCCACCCGCAUCUCCACUCUAGAUCAUCAAGAAAAUCAACGAGAAAAAGAAGCAGCCGUUGCAUCCGCAUCCGCAUACACAUCCGCGAUGUCAAGUGAUAAGAUCAAAGUCGCCGUAAGGGUGCGACCCUUCAAUCGCCGCGAAAUCGAACUGGGUACAAAAUGUAUCGUGGAAAUGGAAAAACAGCAGACGAUACUGCAGAAUCCGCCACCACUGGAAAAAAUCGAAAGAAAACAACCAAAGACAUUUGCAUUCGAUCACUGCUUUUACUCACUGAAUCCCGAGGACGACAACUUUGCGUCCCAGGAGACAGUAUUCGAUUGCGUGGGACGUGGAAUUCUGGAUAAUGCAUUCCAGGGCUAUAAUGCGUGCAUAUUCGCUUACGGCCAGACAGGCUCUGGCAAGUCCUACACGAUGAUGGGCUCCCAGGAGAGCAAGGGAAUCAUUCCGCGUCUCUGCGACAAGCUCUUCUCGGCCAUAGCCAACAAAUCCACACCCGAACUGAUGUACAAGGUGGAGGUGUCGUACAUGGAGAUUUACAACGAGAAGGUCCACGAUCUGCUCGAUCCCAAGCCGAACAAACAGUCUCUUAAGGUGCGCGAGCACAAUGUCAUGGGUCCCUAUGUGGACGGAUUGUCGCAGCUGGCGGUGACAUCCUACCAGGACAUCGAUAACCUCAUGACCGAGGGCAACAAAUCGCGAACGGUGGCCGCCACGAACAUGAACGCCGAGUCCUCGCGCUCCCACGCCGUCUUCUCGGUGGUCCUCACUCAGAUACUCACGGAUCAGGCGACGGGCGUCAGCGGCGAGAAGGUGUCCCGCAUGUCCCUGGUGGAUUUGGCUGGCUCCGAGCGAGCCGUGAAAACGGGAGCCGUUGGCGAUCGUCUCAAAGAAGGCUCCAACAUCAACAAAUCUCUAACCACCCUUGGCCUGGUCAUCUCCAAGCUGGCCGAUCAAACGAACGGCAAGAAGAGCGGCAACGACAAGUUUGUGCCCUAUCGCGACUCCGUGCUCACCUGGCUGCUGAAGGACAAUCUGGGUGGCAACUCGAGGACAGUGAUGGUGGCCACGAUUUCACCCUCGGCGGACAACUACGAGGAAACUCUUUCAACGCUACGUUAUGCGGAUCGGGCCAAGCGCAUUGUUAAUCACGCUGUGGUCAACGAAGAUCCCAAUGCCCGCAUCAUUCGUGAGCUGCGACACGAGGUGGAGACGCUCAGGAGCAUGCUGAAACAUGCCACCGGGUCGCCGGUGGGCGAUGUCCAGGACAAGCUGGCUGAGAGCGAGAACCUGAUGAAGCAGAUCUCGCAGACCUGGGAGGAAAAGCUGGUCAAGACGGAGCGCAUUCAGAACGAACGACAGCAGGCGCUCGAGAAGAUGGGCAUCAGUGUGCAGGCCAGUGGCAUCAAGGUGGAGAAGAACAAGUACUAUUUGGUCAAUUUGAACGCCGAUCCGUCCCUCAAUGAGUUGCUGGUCUACUACCUGAAGGAACGAACGCUGAUCGGCGGACGCAGCAUCAGUGGCCAGCAGCCGGACAUUCAACUUUCCGGCCUGGGCAUCCAGCCCGAGCACUGUGUGAUCACCAUCGAGGACAGUGGUCUGUACAUGGAGCCCGUGCAGGGAGCGCGUUGUUUUGUCAACGGAUCGGCAGCUGUAGAGAAGACGCCGCUGCAGAAUGGCGACCGUAUCCUGUGGGGCAACCACCAUUUCUUCCGCGUUAACUCGCCGAAGAGCAAUAACACGAGUAUGUGUGCCUCGGAGCCCCAGACGCCGGCGCAACUGAUUGAUUACAAUUUCGCACGCGAUGAGAUUAUGCAGAACGAGCUGAGCAACGACCCCAUCCAGACGGCCAUUGCUCGGCUGGAGCGUCAGCACGAGGAAGAUAAGCAGGUGGCGCUGGAGAAGCAGCGGCAGGAGUACGAGCGUCAGUUUCAACAGCUGCGCAAUAUUCUGUCGCCCAGUACACCAUAUGCUCCCUAUGCUCCCUACGAUCCGCUGCGCAUGGGCAAGAUUACCCCGAAUACUCCCACUUCGCAGAUGCGGGUGGAAAAGUGGGCGCAGGAACGCGAUGAGAUGUUCCGGCGCAGCUUGGGCCAGCUAAAAACCGAUAUUAUGCGUGCGAAUUCUCUGGUCCAGGAGGCCAACUUCCUGGCCGAGGAGAUGGAGAAGAAGACCAAGUUCUCGGUCACUCUGCAGAUUCCGCCGGCCAAUCUGAGUCCCAACAGGCGGCGAGGCGCCUUCGUCAGCGAACCCGCCAUUCUGGUGAAGCGCACCAACUCGGGCAGCCAAAUCUGGACGAUGGAGAAGCUGGAGAACAAGCUGAUCGACAUGCGCGAGAUGUACCAGGAUCACAAGGAGCGCAUUCUCAACGGAUUGCCCCUUAUAGAGCCAUUCUCAGACGACGAGUACGACGACAAGGACGACGACAGCGCCAAGCCUCAAGAUCCGUUCUACGAGUCGCAGGAGAACCACAAUCUCAUUGGCGUGGCCAAUAUAUUCCUGGAGGUUCUCUUCCACGACGUCAAGCUGGACUACCACACGCCGAUCAUCAGCCAGCAAGGCGAGGUGGCGGGUCGUCUGCAGGUGGAGAUCGAGCGGAUCGCGGGACAGAUGCCGCAAGAUCGCAUGUGCGAGUCGGUCUCCGAGUCAUCCGGCGAUUCGCGGGAUGAGUACGACGACCCGGUGGAUCCCACAUCCAAUCAGAUUACCUGCCGUGUGACCAUCAAGUGCGCCAGUGGCCUGCCGUUGUCGCUCUCCAACUUCGUCUUUUGCCAGUACACUUUCUGGGGUCACCAGGAGAUGGUUGUGCCGGUCAUCAACGCGGAGUCAACGGCCCAUGAUCAGAAUAUGGUCUUCAAGUUCGAGCACACCCAGGACUUUACGGUCACCAUAAACGAAGAGUUUUUGGAGCACUGCAUCGAGGGUGCGCUGUCCAUCGAAGUAUGGGGACAUCGCAGUGCCGGCUUCUCCAGGACAAAGGGCUGGGAAGUGGAGCAGCAGCAAGCGAAGGCCCGUUCCCUGGUCGAUCGCUGGGCGGAGCUGUCGCGCAAGAUCGAGCUUUGGGUGGAGAUCCACGAGCUAAACGACAACGGCGAGUAUUCGCCGGUGGAGGUGACAAAUCGGAAUGAAGUACUGACUGGUGGGAUUUACCAGUUGCGUCAGGGUCAACAGCGGCGCGUGAAUGUGCGGGUGAAGCCCGUGCAGAACUCUGGCACCCUGCCCAUCAUUUGCCAGUCGAUUGUGAACGUGGCCAUUGGCAGUGUGACGGUGCGAUCUCGUUUGCAGCGACCACUAGACUCGUACCAGGAGGAGGAUCUCACUGUGCUGCGCGAGAAGUGGAGCGAGGCGUUGGGACGAAGGCGUCAGUAUCUUGACCAGCAGAUCCAGAUGCUCAUAAAGAAGGAGGAGAAGAACGAGCAGGAAAGGGAACGCGAGCUGAGCCUGGUACAUCAGUGGGUUUCGCUGACGGAGGAGCGCAAUGCGGUCUUAGUGCCGGCUCCUGGUUCGGGCAUUCCCGGAGCCCCCGCCUCGUGGGAACCCCCAUCGGGAAUGGAGCCCCAUGUGCCAGUGCUCUUCCUCAACCUCAAUGGCGACGAUUUGUCCGCGCAGAACACCAACGACGAGCUCUCCGUGGCCGGCAUCAAUUCAAUUUUGUCCAAGGAGCAUGGACACAAGUUCUACACGCUGCAGAUUCUGCAGCACCUGGACAAGGAUGUGUGCUGUGUGGCCAGCUGGGACUCUUCGAUGCACGACAGCCAGGCCCUGAAUCGUGUGACCGAAGCGAAUGAGCGUGUGUAUCUCAUACUGCGCACCACGGUGCGCCUUUCGCAUCCCGCUCCCAUGGAUCUCGUGCUGCGCAAACGGCUGAGCAUAAACAUCAAGAAGGGCCAAACGCUGACCGAUCGCCUCAAGAAAUUCCGACUGGUGCGCGGUGAGAAUGCCAUUUGGCAGAGCGGCGUCACCUAUGAGGUGGUCUCCAACAUUCCAAAGGCCUCCGAGGAGCUGGAGGAUCGCGAAUCGUUGGCCCAGUUGGCGGCUAGCGGUGAUGAUUGCUCGGCAAGCGACGGCGAAACCUACAUAGAGAAAUACACGCGUGGCGUUUCGGCGGUGGAGAGCAUACUGACCCUGGAUCGCCUGCGGCAGAACGUGGCGGUCAAGGAGCUGGAGACGGCCCAUGGACAGCCGCUGAGCAUGCGCAAGACCGUCAGCGUGCCGAACUUCUCACAGGCGGUCAAAGACACCACCAAUACCGGGAGUAUUAUGCGCUUCGAUGCAUCGAUGGAGUCGCUGCUGAAUGUCGGACGCUCCGAGUCCUUUGCCGAUCUCAAUAACAGUGCGUUGGGCAGCAAAUUUACGCCAGCAGGUCACAGUCCAGCAGGAGCAGGCGGAGUCAUCCGGAAUCGCCACAGCUUCGGCGGCAAGGGAAGCAGCGAUGACUCUCCCGGAAAAGCCUUUGGCAUCGGCUCGAUAUCUCUGCUGUCAGCGCGUCCAACAUUUUUGAAUCUCAAUUUGAAUCUGAACACAUUGAGAAUUGCGCCAACGAAACCUUCGCCGGCCACCAGUAAACUGCUGGGCAUGCGCAUGACUACGCUGCACGAGGAGCCGCUGGGUGGACACAAGUCACUGGACGAGGAGCCGGAGGACAGCUACAGCGACUCGGAGUACGCCGCCGAGUACGAACAGGAGCGGCAGCAGAACAAGAGCCUGGCCACGCGCUCCCGCCUCACGGCUUCCAAGACCAUGGACUCCUUCAUGGACGUCAGCAGCCAUUCGAACCAGAGCUACUUGAGCUACACGUCCAGUGCCAAUGCGAACAUGAAGCAUCUGACGGGCCUGGCCACUUUGAGCAUGAGCUCCUCCACCAGCAGUGGCUACGGCUCGCAGGCUGUCUCCUGCAAUAAUCUGAGCAACGAGGAUAUUGCUUCAAUGCGUUCCAUGAGCAUUGAUGAGACGCCAGACUUUGAUCGAGUCAACUCGAAUUCGCCUCCGAAUCGGCAGGCACGAGUCAAUCCCUUCCUCAAGGACAUGCCCAAAGCCAAAGCACAGGAACCGCAAACGGAGCCGCAGGCCAAGAAGCUGCAGGAAACCUUUACGCAUCCGUUGGAGCAGCUGGAGUCCCGGGAGAACGCACAAAGCGACGAGGAUGAGCGCGAACAGCUGCCAAAGAAUAACAACAACAAUGUGGAGGCGGUCGAGGAGCCGACGAAGCAGCAAGAGGAAGCUGAGCUGCCAACCGAAUCACAAACAGAGCUUGCCACAGACAAUCAAAACGGCAACAGGUCCUCCUCCUCCGACGAGGUGAGCCACAGUUCCGAGGAGCUGCUCGAAGGCGAUGGCAUUGUGCGGGAGGAGUUGCCCGCUGGAAAGGUGGUGCGGCGCAAGAAGUCCAACACCCAGCCACCUCCGAUUAAUGGCAACAGCAAUAAUAACAACAAUAACAGCACAAGUCAGGCACCGCGCAUCAAUCAUCGAGCAUCGGUGGCUAAGAUGGAGGGUUUGGCCGCCUACAUGGACUCCAGCAUCAUGUCGAGCAGCACAGAAGUUGAAGAUGAGAGCAAGGAUGUGGAAGUUAUUCUGCCCGAUUGGAUUGUGGUCGGCGAGUCGGUGUUGAUCCGACCCUACAAUACCAGCGGCGUCAUCCGCUUCGUGGGCACCACAGAGUUCCAGCCCGGCGCCUGGAUAGGCGUGGAAUUGGACACUCCGACGGGCAAGAACGACGGCACCGUGAAGGGCAUUCAGUAUUUCCAGUGCAAGCCCAAGCACGGCAUGUUCGUGCGCUCCGACAAGCUGAUGCUGGACAAGCGCGGCAAGGCGAUGCGAGCCUACAAGGCCGCCGAGAAGAGCAACAGCAUCAGCAAAGAGAUGAGCACCUCGAUGACCGGCUCGAUGACACGCUCCAAGAGCCGCGGCGAUUCGCUAAACCUGUCGGCGCGCAAAUGAUUGUACCCCAAGUGUUCGCAUCAGCUGCAGCGUUGGACUAAUUGCAGGCAGUCGACGGUGGCCACCAGUGGUGCUGCUGCCAGCACGCCGGCGACCUGCCACAGAUUGCGUGCAACCAGCGGCGCUGCAGAUGCGAACAGUCAUGGCAAGAAGUGCUAUGCCAAUCGACGCUCGACGGCCUUCUAAGGUCGCCGCCCAGGAUGACAAUGUCGUCAAGCAACGAACAAUGCGGAGCAUAAUCCACAUGCCAACCAUAUUCUAGCUUACUUAACUAUUCUCACACCAUGCCGCAAAUGAAAUGCCGUACACUUAACCCCACGCUUCUCUAAGUAGUUUAAGGCGGUGUCUACAGCAGAACUAAUUACUAAUCUAGCUAAACUAAACUAUACGAAACGAAACGAAUCGAAAACUAAACUAAGCCAGGCGGGCAUUCGCGUAGUUGCAAUACC
Molecule: messenger RNA, 6632 nt
Organism: Drosophila takahashii
Lineage: Eukaryota; Metazoa; Arthropoda; Insecta; Diptera; Drosophilidae
Source: RefSeq, a predicted model, not a curated record